AUGGAGUGUAGUAGUUUAUCACACGUAACAAAUCCGAUAUUUUCGUAUUCCAAUAAUUUAGGGGGCUGUUCGAAUCAGAUGAUAGCGAAUUCGUAUGAUUGUGUAAAGAUUGAGCCCAGUUUCCCAGAAGAAAUGGGACGAACGCCGAUGAAAGAAAUCAAUAAUAUAGAAUCAAGCAUGCGAGUUGAGAAUGCCGUUCAAAAUUAUGAGCACAGUAUUCCUUCUCCAUACACUAAUCCAUCAUAUUCGGAUAAUUUUUCGAACUGCGCAAUCAAGAACGAUUAUCCUACUUGUCAAUUACCUGGGUAUACUUACUAUUCUCAGAGUGACAUGAUAAACUAUUCAUUCAUCCCACCUCAUAAUUAUUUAUAUGAUCAUAACUAUUCACCUGCACAUUCGAAUAAUACUCAUCAUUCGUUCAGUUGUCAUCAAACUUAUAAUUGUUAUUCAUCGUAUUCACCUAUCCGAAACCAAAGCCGAGUUUUCCCCAGUAAAGUUGAAUCUCCGGAUAGUGAUACUGAAAACAGUUGCUUUUCGAUCAAAGAUGAACAGAUGAAGAAAAAGUAUGCGUGCACAUUUCCUGGUUGUGAGAAAAGAUAUUUAAAGUCAAGCCAUCUAAAAGCUCAUUAUCGAAUUCAUACUGGUGAACGUCCAUUAGUUUGUGUAUUUCCUUAUCCACGUAAUAUAACUGGUAAAAUUCCGAUUAAUUCAUUGACUAUACCAAUAUGUGGGAAAACGUUUGCACGCUCAGAUGAAUUAACGAGACAUUUAAGAAAACAUUUAAAUUUACGACCAUUCAAGUGCAAUUUAUGCUCAAAAUCAUUUAGUAGAUCUGAUCAUUGUAAAACACAUCAACGUACUCAUUUACAUGGUCUCGAUAAAACAACGACUCCAUAUUCCAAUAACCAUACUAGUAAUGAAAUAAAUAACGAUUUUAUUCAUUCCUCAACACAUUUUAUAACAUCAGCAGAAAUGGGUGUGAAUUCUUUCAUUAAUUCUUUACCACCAACAUCAUUGUCAUCAUCAUCAUCAUCACAUCUGUCAUUUCCGAUGAAUACAGAAUAUUCACAAUCAUUAAGAUUGGAUUCUUUGCCUUUAACAUCCUCUUCUAUAAAUCACAUUCCUCAAUAUGAACACUACAAUAAUUAA
Messenger RNA from Schistosoma guineensis, 1149 nucleotides. The record is from the annotation of a GenBank genome assembly. NCBI's taxonomy places the organism in Eukaryota, Metazoa, Platyhelminthes, Trematoda, Strigeidida, Schistosomatidae.